Spirometra erinaceieuropaei is the source of this 258-nucleotide messenger RNA. NCBI's taxonomy places the organism in Eukaryota, Metazoa, Platyhelminthes, Cestoda, Diphyllobothriidea, Diphyllobothriidae. The record is from the annotation of a GenBank genome assembly.
AUGUCCGACAUCAUUGUGAUCAAACUCGCCGCAUUUUCAAAUAUCAACCUUCUACAGUUAUCCUCUGUAAUCACCCUUUUCUUGUUCGUUCUCCUCUCCACUGCUCUACUCCUCCCCUUUCUCCUCCUCCUCCUCCUCCUCCUCCUCCUCCUCCUCCUCCUCCUCUUCUCCUCCGCCCGCAUCUUGGCCUCCCCACCUCCUCCCCCUCCUCCUUCCCCUCCACACUUCAUCCUCUCCGCAUUUAUUUAUACGUCAUAA